UUAAUUCAUAUCAGCUCAAACUAUUUGAAUAAACCAAACCUAAAUGUAUAAUUUUGUUUGUACUGUGUCCAAUGACAAGUAUACAACAAUCAACUAAUAGAAGCGUAGAAUUAACUACUGCACGUGCGCACGAGGAGGAGAAGCAGAACCCGAGGGUUAAUGCCCGAGGGAGGGACGGCGAGAGGCGAACCAAACAGAGGGAAACUCCGUCGAAGUCGAUCGACUAUUUUGAGGACUCUAAAUCCGUCGAAAGGGACUGGGGCGAAGAUGAAUAUCCGCAGACCGAAUAUGAAGGGGACGAAAUUAAGACCGGUGAAAAUGGAGAGGGAAUCGAGAACUUUGUACCGGAGCUAUGUGACAACUUUGAUGACAUGAACCUGAAGGAUGAACUCCUGAGAGGUCUUUACGGCUAUGGUUUUGAAAAACCUUCAGCAAUCCAACAGAAAGCCAUCGUGCCAUGCAUUAAAGGGUAUGACGUGAUAGCCCAGGCUCAGUCGGGUACGGGGAAAACUGCGACGUUUUCAACAGCGGUGUUACAGAGGAUCAACACUGACCUGUCAGAGUGCCAGGCACUCAUUCUGUCACCUACCCGAGAACUAGCCCAGCAGUCUUACAGACACCUGCUCUAUCUUGGAGACUACAUGGACGCCGAGGUGGUCGCUCUUGUCGGUGGUCGGCGGGUGAGUGAAGACGUCAGAAGACUUAGGAGCGGCAAGGUCCACGUGGUUGUUGGAACACCGGGGCGUAUCUUUCAUUUAAUCAAGGAACGUGCACUAGAGCUGCGUUGCCUGAAGAUGUUCGUGCUGGAUGAAGCAGACGAGAUGUUGUCACGUGGUUUUAAGGACCAGAUUUACGACGUUUUCAGACAUACACCAGAAGAUGUCCAGGUAAUUCUAGUGUCGGCCACCAUGCCUAGUGAAGUUUUGGACGUAACUUCGAGGUUCAUGCGGAACCCUGUCCGGAUCUUGGUGAACAAAGAAGAACUCACCCUGGACGGAAUCCGGCAGUUUUACGUGCAAGUCGAGCGUGAAGAGUGGAAGUUCGAGACCCUCUGUGACCUGUAUACCACGGUCUGUGUAAACCAGGCGGUUAUAUUCUGUAACAGCCGGAGGAAGGUAGAGGCCCUUACCAGACAGAUGAACGACCGCGACUUUACCGUGUCUGCUAUUCACGGGGACAUUGACCAAGAUGAGCGUGACACGAUCAUGCGUGAAUUCCGCACGGGUUCUAGUCGUGUCCUGAUUACAACUGACCUACUUGCACGUGGCAUUGACGUGCAGCAAGUGUCUCUUGUUAUCAAUUACGACCUGCCGUUUGUGAGGGAGAACUACAUACACAGGAUUGGCCGCAGUGGUCGGUUUGGCAGGAAGGGCGUGGCCAUUAAUUUCGUCACGUUCAAUGACGAGAGAGUAUUGAAAGAUAUAGAACAGUUCUACAACACAGAGGUCCAAGAGAUGCCCAGAAACAUUGCAGAUUACAUGUAACAGACAUUGAAAAUAUCACAGAUUUUAUGAAACAGACAUUGUGAAAAUAUCACAGAUUUUAUGUAACAGACAUUGAAAAUAUCGCAGAUUUUAUGUAACAGACACUUAAAAUAUCGCAGAUUUUAUGUCAAAGGGAGAGAAAUCAGACACUGAAAAUCAAACAAUGUUCUUGUUGGCGUUUAUAAUGCAAAAUAUGGAAUAACUUCUUAGUGCCAAAAAAAUUAUAUUCACCAACAAUGCUUAAAAUGUUAAAAAAAGUGGUCAGAUCUAGAUGUAAAUUGUUAAAAGAUAAAGCCAGUCUAAUAAUGCUAAAAUGUGGCAAAUUCUGAUUAAAAUAUUUGAAUGUUAACACCUACAAAUUGAUUUUUUGCAAUAAAAGUGCCAUCUAUC
This is a messenger RNA of Mercenaria mercenaria, 1874 nucleotides long. RefSeq lists its product as uncharacterized. The coding region runs from base 72 to 1484 and encodes 470 amino acids. The record is from RefSeq and is a predicted model, not a curated record. Gene Ontology annotation, molecular function: RNA binding; RNA helicase activity; ATP binding. The transcript has 10 exons. NCBI's taxonomy places the organism in Eukaryota, Metazoa, Mollusca, Bivalvia, Venerida, Veneridae.